Salvia hispanica is the source of this 1329-nucleotide messenger RNA. The record is from RefSeq and is a predicted model, not a curated record. NCBI's taxonomy places the organism in Eukaryota, Viridiplantae, Streptophyta, Magnoliopsida, Lamiales, Lamiaceae.
UUGAUCAAAAAUUGAUGUGUUCAUGUAAUGCAACCUCAAGAAGAGCAGUUGAACCACUCCGGAAAUCCAUUUUCCCAAUGGGUCGAACACGUCACCAAGCAGCUCAUCGACGACGACGCUGCCGCCCUCCUCAGCCCCAUCGCUACUGAUCAAAACGACGCCGCAAUGGGCAUGCUCACGGCUCUCUUCGAGUGCGCCGUGGCCAUCUCCCUCGACAACCUCGGGGAGGCCCACCGCAUGCUGCUUGAGCUCUCGCAGACGGCCUCCCCCUACGGCCCCUCCCCGGCCGAGCGGGUCGUGGCCCACUUCGCCAAGGCCAUGUCCAGCCGCGUGGUCAACAGCUGGAUCGGGGUCUGCACCCCGAUCCCUGUUGACUUCAGGGGCGUCCACGCGGCCUUCCACGUCUACAACACCACGUCGCCAUUCGUCAAAUUCGCGCACUUCACUUCCAACCAGGCCAUCCUGGAGGCCUGCAGCGGCCACCGCAGGCUCCACAUCAUCGAUGUUGACAUCAUGCAGGGCUUGCAGUGGCCGGCCCUGUUCCACAUCCUGGCCACCCGGGCAGAGGGGCCCCCUCAUGUCCGGAUGACCGGGAUGGGGGCAUCCGGAGAGCUGCUCCUCGAGACAGAGAAGCAGCUCUCCAGCUUCGCUCGGCGGCUGGGGAUGCAGUUCGAGUUCCACGCCGUCGAGGGGAGGUUCGGGGACGUGGCCGACGUCUCGGCCCUCCACGUCCGGAGGGGCGAGGCCGUGGCGGUCCACUGGCUGCAGCAUUCGCUGUACGACGCGACGGGGCCGGACUGGAAAACGAUGAGGCUGCUGCAGGGGGUGGGGCCGAGGGUGGUGACGCUGGUGGAGCAGGAGAUGAGCCACGGGGGUUCGUUUUUGGACAGAUUCGUGGCGUCGUUGCAUUACUACGCGACGAUGUUUGAUAGCGUGGGGGAGAGCGGGGAGGGGGAGAGGCACGGGGUGGAGCAGGGGGUGCUGCAGAGGGAGAUAAACAAUGUGGUGGCGGUGGGAGGGCCGACGAGGAGCGGGGAGGAGAAGUGGAUGAGGUGGAGGAGGGAGAUGGCGGGGAAGGGGUUUGUGCAGAUGGGGAUGAGCGGGAACGCGAUGGCGCAGGCGCAGCUCAUACUCAAUAUGUUCCCCAGAGGGUACAGCCUUGUGCAGGGAGAUCAUGGAACGUUGAGCCUUGGAUGGAAGGAUACCAGCUUGUACACGGCCUCUGCGUGGACUUGGCCCAAUCAUCAUCAUCACUUUUGAAUCAUCAAAUAUAAUGCGUGGCCUUAAUUAAUUAAUUAAUGCUAUAUUCUUGUUAUUCUACUCAUCUAA